Molecule: messenger RNA, 6180 nt
Organism: Salarias fasciatus (jewelled blenny)
Lineage: Eukaryota; Metazoa; Chordata; Actinopteri; Blenniiformes; Blenniidae
Gene: gse1b
Product: Gse1 coiled-coil protein b
Exons: 16
Coding region: 482-4252 (1256 amino acids)
Source: RefSeq, a predicted model, not a curated record
GUAUGUGUGUGUAUGUGUGUGUAUGUGUGUGUGCGCUCGCGUGCAUGUGUCGGUGUGUGCGCUCAUGUAAGAAAGAGCAAGAGAAAGCGUGCCUCCCGCUGCUGCUUAGAAACGGACAGCGAGUGUGUGACCCUUUGCCCAGGGGAUCUGGGGCAAGAGCGAGGGGGUCGAGAGCGGGGGCGUGCUGAGGAGUUGACCCUUGCACCGCUCUGUCUGUGUGUAUCUGUGUGACUGUCUGAGUGUUUGUGUAUGUGUGUGUGUGUCCUGGCUGGCUGGGCGGUCCCAGCCUCACGCUUGGUUAGCGAGGACCAGAGAGCAGGGAUGACAGGCUGAGUCCCAGCCCAGCCUCACCACACACAGAGCCUCAUUUCUGGGUGGCUGCGAGGGCACAGCGCCUCUCGAUCGAAGUCAUCCAGGACAGGAUUCCUGCCUGCUCAUCUGAAACAAGUUGCUCUUGCUUCAUGACACUUAAACAGUAACCAUGUUUGGACUAAAAGCACCACUUUACUACUUGCCAGGCAUGAGCCAUGAGCCAAAGUCACCAUCAUUAGGAAUGAUCUCCACAGCCACCCGUACCACGGCGACGGUCAGCCCCCUCACCCCGUCACCUCUCAACGGCUCCAUCGUAGCCAAUGGGAGCCCAGCUGCCCAGUCAGCUCACUCCGGAUUUGCUGCAGCCCUUCGGAAACUGGCUAAACAGGCUGAAGAACCUCGAGCUGCGUCCUCCAUCAGCAGUGAAUCGUCUCCAGUGUCCUCCCCGGCCACCAACCACAGCUCUCCGGUCAGCACGCCUAAGAGGGGUCCCCUCGGUCCAGGGCCGGUCCUGGUUCCUCCAUCGGGCCACAGUGUGCCAAACACUCCACCUGUAGUCACCAUUGCUCCGACAAAGACAAGCAACGGCCUGUGGAGAAACGAGGGACGCCAGGCUGACUCGGGGCCUCGUGGAGCCAGCAGGGAGCGUCUGGGCGCAGAGGGGGCCCUCUCCCAGGAAAAGGGUGGCCCCUCGGUCCCCGCUCACCUCCUGGGAAACCCCUAUGCCUUUGGUCUCACCCCCGGCGCAGUCAUGCAGGAUUCACGGUUUCAGCCCCUCAACCUGCCCAGACAGUUGCCUAAUACAGUUCCCCCUGGUCCCGUACCUGAGGAGUACCUCCGGGGUUUUCGGCCCUACGCCACCACUGAGGACGCUCUCCGGAUGCCCUCUCUGCCCUUGGGCCUGGAUCCCGCUACUGCGGCUGCUGCAGCUGCUUACUACCACCCCAGCUACCUGCCCCACCCCUCCUUCACGCCAUACAGGAUGGACGAUCCAUUCUGCCUCUCAGCUUUGAGGUCACCUUUCUAUCCGCUGCCAACAGGGGGCGCUUUACCCCCCAUCCAUCCCUCUGCUGUUCACAUGCACUUACCGGGGGUCCGUUACCCUGGAGACUUCACACACCCCUCACUGUCGGCGCUGCAGUCGGAAAGGCUUCAGCUGGAGGAUGAGCUGCGGCAGCGAGAGAGGGAACGGGAACGGGAGCGCGAGCGCGAAAAAGAGAGGGAGCGCGAGGUGGAGAGAGAGAAGGAGCGCGAGAGGGAGCGAGAGAGGGAGCGGGAACGGGAGAAGGAGCUGGAGAGGGAGAGGGAGCGCGAGAGAGAGCGGGAGCGGGAGAGAGAACGAGAGAAGGAAAGAGAAAGAGAGAAGGAACUGGAGAGGCAGAAAGAGAGGGCAUUGAGGGAGAAGGAGCUGCAGGCAUCCAAAGCCAUGGAGAACCACUACCUGGCUGAGCUUCAUGCCAUGAGAGGACAGGAUGAGCGAACCAAGCCUGAAAGACUAACCCCCAAUCGGGCUGAUAAAACCAAAGAGCCCGCCCUUCCAGCCCCUAAACCUGUCCCACCAGGAAUCCAUGCUGCAAUGGUCCAGCCUCACCACCCCAUCCCCGGUCUGAUCUCAGGCCACAGCCUCUACAUGGGACCCGGCUCUGUAGGGGCCGGGCUGCAGAACUCCAUGAUUGCCCAGAGGACCAACGAGGAGGAGAGGUGGUUGGCACGGCAACGCAAGCUGCGUCAGGAGAAGGAGGACCGCCAGUACCAGGUGUCUGAAUUCCGCCAGCAGGUUCUGGAGCAGCACCUGGAUCUGGGCCGCCCAGCUGAUGCUGCAGAUCACAGGACAGACUCACACAGAUCCAUACCAAAUCACCAUGAACCGGGAAGCCGGGACCUCCACCCUCACUUAGGCGCCCCUCCGCCGCUCAUCUCACCCAAACCUCCACAGCCGCGUGAACAUCACCCUCCGCCUCCCACCACCCUGUGGAACCCUGCAUCUCUCAUAGAAACGGCGUCGGAGGCCAGACGUAACCACGAGCCCUCAGGGAUGGCGCACUACGAGCUCAGCCGGCUGCCCCCGGGGCCCUCCAAAUACGACGACGGAGCCCGGAGGAGAGAUGGCGGCGCGAUGGAAAAGUACACACCUCUGAGAGGUCCCCCGGGCCUGCCUGAGCCCAGCACAUUCCUCGCCGAUCUAGAGAAAUCCACCCAGACCUUUUUGAGCCAGCAGAGGGCGUCUCUGUCUCUUUCCAGCCAGUAUGAACUGGAGGGAAAUGUAAAAAGCAACAUUGGACUCAAAGGCCUUCAGGGACAUCCAGGGCACAGCAGACAUAAUCAAGGACUGGGAUUGGUCAGUGGGCCGGGCAUCGGGCCGUUAACCUCGAUGGGGAUGUGUCCGGAAUCGAUGCUGAUCUAUGACGAGUUCCUUCAGCAGCACCGGAGGCCCGUCAGCAAGCUGGACCUGGAGGAGAAGAGGAGGAAGGAGGCCAGGGAAAAAGGUUACUACUAUGAGCUGGAUGACUCAUAUGAUGAGAGCGAUGAGGAAGAGGUGAGAGCUCACCUCAGGAGAGUAGCAGAGCAGCCCCCCCUCAAGCUGGACGACUCCACAGAGAAAUUGGACUUCCUGGGAGUGUUCAGCCUGACGACAGUAGGCAGACGAGACGAGCUCGUGCAGCAGAAGAGAAGAAAGAGGAGGAGGAUGCUGCGGGAGCGGAGCCCCUCACCUGCCUCACAGUCCAAACGCACUCCUCCUCCUCAGCUCAGCACACGAUUCACCCCCGAGGAGAUGGACCGAGCGCCAGAGCUCGAGGAUAAGAAGCGCUUCCUCACCAUGUUCAGACUGUCCCACGUCACCAUACAGCAGAGGAGAGAUAAUGAAAGGGUGUUGGAGCUGCUUCAGGCCAUUAAAGAAAAGAGCGUAACCUUGGAUACCAUCAGAAAUGCACCUCAUCCGCUGUGUAAGAGCCCUCCAGCACAGAUCUCCGAUACAGCGUUUGGCCAGCCUUCCUCUGAAUCAGAAGACCACCAUAAUCUCAGACCGCAUAGCCCCCCCUCGCAUUGCCCAGCAUCCCCCAAUGGCCACACAAAACCCCUCGGGGAUACAUUAAGACCAAAGGCACCACCUUCCCCAGCUGUCUACCCAGACAAGGCCCGGGGGCCCAGCGAGGGACCCAUCUCCAAGAGGAGCUCCAGUCUCCUGAACAGCUUGCGGCCCCCGCUCCCCCUGCAGGCCAAAGAAGGCCUUCACAGCAUCAACGGCCGCACAAAACCGUGGGACAGCUUCACGCCGGAGGAAUUCGCCCAGCAGUUCCAUGAGUCCGUGCUUCAGUCCACUCAGAAGGCUCUGCAAAAACACAAAGGUGGAGCCACGGGGGCGUCGGAGUCGUCCCACCUGCAGGAGUCCUCUGUUCAUUACAACAUUCCAGAGCUGCAGAGCGCCCCGGGCCGACCGCCGCCGCCGCCACAGCCACAUCCACAGUCCCACUCCAGCACGCAGUCGUUCUCCCUCCCGCUCCCACUGUCCCACCCCCAGUCCAACGGGCAGCACGUCUCGGCGCCGCCGCACAGAGACGCCUUGGCGAGCAGAGAGGACCUGUCCGGGCCCGAGGACUCGGACGACGAAGACGAUGAGGAGGAGGAGGAGGCUCCGGUGUUUAAAUGGCAGGGGAUCGAAUCUAUAUUUGAAGCUUAUCAGGAAUAUGUAGAAGAGCAAAGUCUGGAGCGACACGUAUUGCAGAACCAGUGCCGGAGACUAGAAGCUCAGAACUACAACCUCAGUCUGACUGCUGAGCAGCUGUCGCAUAGCAUGGGGGAGCUGAUGUCGCAGAGACAGAAGCUGGCAGUGGAACGGGAGAAGCUACAAGCAGAGCUGGAGCACUUCAGGAAGUGUUUGACGCUGCCGCAGACGCACUGGCCGAGAAGCGGCCAUUACAAAGGCUACCCGCCCAGGUGACCCUGACGCAGUGACCCGACGGCCCCCGGGGGCUGUGGCCACCCCACCCCCCCACCCCCUCUCAGACUGACACCCAGAGUUUAUUUUUCAUGACGUGGUCCUGACGGCUCCAUGGCAGAGAUAAGUUGAAUGAAUUGAAUGGAUGAAUGAACGAGUGGAUGGAUGGAUGAAUGCACAGAAGACAGGACCAUUCAGUGAAGGACAUUCAGUCUUUGGACGGCGGCGAGCCAGGGACUGCACCACGAGCCGCUGCCGUGUGCCAAUGUAGCCAACCCCGAGAUCAGCGUGGUUAUCAGGCAGGAGAACCUGAAGAUCAACACACACACACACACACACACACACACACACACACACACACACACACACACAGAAGCCCGCUUCUCACACUCUUCAAUCCCUGCUGCUCUGCUGCUCAGUCCCUGCAUCCCUCACUGCCACAGCCACAGACAAUCCUGCCAAUGAGGGAGCAGCUGCCCCCCGAGGGGCGCCGUCACCAGACUUGAAAGCUCCAGAUCUCCAAAUGAAGGCUUCUGGUCAGCGGGGACAGACGUGACCGCGGUGGCCACGUGAGCUUUUGAACUGGAAAUGCACUUACUCAAAGCUGAAGAACUACCUGGUGGUACUGUGUUACAACAAUGAACUGUUCAAAUUAAGGAAGAACUUAAAAUGCACAUUUUUGGAAAGAAUUAAGGAAAUGUUUUAUUUCGAAAUAGAAAAUUUGAAAAUAAAAAAAUUUAAAAGGUGCUUCAGCCUUGUAUUGUAUAUAAUAUGAAGACUUAAAAGAAUUUUUGUAUGUUUUUAUUACUUUAAUCAUUGUUCUUUUGAAAGAAAAAGCCUGCCAUUUUUAUAUGUUUAUGCUUUUUUUUUUUUGUUUUGUUUUUUGUUUUUUUGAGUUGGAAGAGAAAGCCUUGCUUUUAGUGUUUGUACUGCUGCUGGCCAGAACAGCUUGUUUUGAAACAUUUACUGGAGUGAAAGAAAGCAGCAUGCGCUCCUCCUCUGACUCUGUCCUGGCAGCACAGCUGAGACCCAGACUCAUCUGGCCUCACCUGGCCUCACCUGGCCUCACCUGGCCUCACCUGGCCUCACCUGGCCUUACCCGGCCUCCUGAGUCAGCGAGGCUAACUCGGGGGUCCUGAGACACGGCUUCUGCCCUCCGACCCCCCCGUUUCCGUCACAGCAACACGUCUCUGUUUCAGUGCCCGUUUCAGCGGCUCUGCUGGUCAGCUCCACUUCAGCUGGCAUCACCGGUUCGCUUUCAAUAUCCUCCCGCUGAGUGCAGUCCCACAGUGAUACAUUUAUUUUCUUUUGUUUUUAUCUCUUUCUCUUUUUUUUUUCAGUUACAAACAUGAAGAGUCUCUCAAGCAGCCAGCAAAUAAAACUGUCUCCUCCUGCUUUGUUGUCACUAUUGGACCUUCGCUUUAUUUUGUAUUUACGUCAUACAGCAUUGGACUCAAACACAGAGUCUGUUUGCAUAAUGUUACGCCUUAAAACAUGAAGCUCUUAUCAGCCGCCAGUAGAGGACACGGUGCCAAAAACAAAACAAACGGUAGGAUUUUGGUUGGAGGUGUAAUUGGGUCGCUGAACACUGAAACCAACACAGGCCAUCCUCCUACAGCUGUCGAAUGCCUUUGUCCUAGCUCGGUAUCUUUGUAAUUUCCCCCUCUUUUUGGGAUCCUCCAAUAUUCACAGUUGCCAACAUAUUCUAAAUAACAGGCUGGAAAUCACACAAAAUUGCAAAAUGGACAGUUUUGUCAGUUUGAAAUUCGGCUCAUUAACGUCAUACACUGUAGCUCGUGUAAGAAUUUCAGAAUCCAAUGGAAAACUGUUUUGGUUUUGUUUUUUUACAAAAUGAUUAAAAAAGACUGAAGCACAACACCCCCCUCCCCUACACACACACACACACACACACACACACACACACACACACA